Molecule: messenger RNA, 1339 nt
Organism: Theobroma cacao (cacao)
Lineage: Eukaryota; Viridiplantae; Streptophyta; Magnoliopsida; Malvales; Malvaceae
Biological process (GO): protein dephosphorylation
Source: RefSeq, a predicted model, not a curated record
UCCCCCUCCCCAAGUAAAGAAACCAAAAAGAAAAGAAAAGAAAAAGCUAUGGAGUAUGAGUAGAAGCGCAUAUGAAGGACAACAAAGGGAGCUUCGUUCAGAAUGUCGUUUCUUAAUGCUCCGUACACCUACUUGGAAAUCUCACUUACUGUCAGCUGUGGUGCUUCAAUAGCCAAAAGAUGAAGAAAUUUGUUGUCAAUUUAUCGAAAGACUCGUGAUUCUUGUUGUGUUGGAAAUUCUUGUUUUUGGGUUUCUGAUUGUGAAUCAAAGAUGGGUUUGGGGCUAUCAGUCUUGAUAGCAGUGAAGGCAACAGCGUGGUUCUUAUUAUUCGUGUUCUUUAGGAGAUUUGGUUUCAAGGUGUUGGCGGUACCUUUCUUGUAUGCAUCCUUGAUCUCUUAUCUUGUCUCAAUAGCUUCUCACCCGUCGAUCAAUCUUCCCAUGAUUUUGGGUAAAAAUCCAGAUGGGACUUUUCCAAUCUGGUCCAAAAUCAUGUUCUUCCCUUAUUUGUACUUUGUCAGAGCUUUCUCAAUGUUGAGAAGAUUCGUUAGCGGGGAAGAACCUUACUCCCAAAUAUGUGAGGGUGUAUAUGUCGGUGGCUGGCCUUCUUCGCCUUCUUUACUGCCGCCUGGUAACCCUGCUAUUGUCGAUUGCACGUCUGAGUUUCCAAGAAUAAUGGAGUUGAAGGGGCACUCGUACUUAUGCGUUCCCACUUGGGACACGAGGGCUCCUGAGCCAGGCCAGAUCGAAUUAGCUGUCAAAUGGGCUUGUAGAAAGAGAGCUCAAAAUAAGCCAGUUUUCAUCCACUGUGCCUAUGGUCAUGGGAGAAGUGUUGCGGUGACGUGUGCAUUACUGGUGGCUUUAGGUGUUGCAGAAGACUGGAGAAGGGCUGAAAAGUACAUUCGAGAAAGGCGACCAUAUAUUAAAAUGAAUUCUCUCCACCACAAAGCUUUAGAAGAAUGGUCAAAGCAUCGCCUAUCUUCUCCUAAGAGAAAUGAAUAACUGGAUGUAAAUUCUGUUAGUCCUUGGAGUCCCUCUGUUAACACAAAGUCAGCAAGGGUGAAAAGAAAAUUGAUUGACUAUUUUAACUAGUUGUCUUGGCAUUCCUCACUCAUUUUCGUUGUCAAUGACUAACUAGUGCUCAUUCCCUGUUAAAUUGUUGUAAAGAAGACUAGAAUCUUCAAUAAGACAGCCAUCAAUUACAACGAAUUCUCUAUGAAGAGCACCUCUAGUUUUGCUUUGUUAUGUCCUGCUUAAAGGUCCCCAGGAUGAUAAUUAGUAAUGAUAUGAUGCUUCCAAGCUCCACCCUGCUUUGAACUUUGAAGUAAGGUUCUUUCUUUCA